Molecule: messenger RNA, 1500 nt
Organism: Cydia pomonella (codling moth)
Lineage: Eukaryota; Metazoa; Arthropoda; Insecta; Lepidoptera; Tortricidae
Product: sodium/potassium-transporting ATPase subunit beta-1-like
Exons: 1
Coding region: 194-1129 (311 amino acids)
Biological process (GO): intracellular sodium ion homeostasis; sodium ion export across plasma membrane; potassium ion import across plasma membrane
Cellular component (GO): sodium:potassium-exchanging ATPase complex
Molecular function (GO): ATPase activator activity
Source: RefSeq, a predicted model, not a curated record
UUUCUAGUGAUUAUUUAUAUACAUGCUCUUUGCAGCUAGUACGAGUUUUUAUAAGCCACACCACGGCCAGUUAGAUUAGAGAAAUAUUUGAGAACGUCAGUCAUGUACGUCAGUCACUGUUACUAAUUAGAUUUAUAACGUAUACUGAAAUAGUUUUAAGCAGUAUCAUAAGUGAUGUUCGUCUAUUAGUAAAAUGGAAUUAAAUGAGUUAAAUAGGGAUCCCUCUCGGCCGUUGAACGUUGUUCGUAUCGCGACGAGUGGUAUCCGUGAUGGUCCUCCUAUUCCUCCUCCUCCUCCUCCUCCUAAGCCUCCGGAGUUCAAUCCCCCUCACAUUCAGCAGCAAGAUCAUCAUAAAAGAAAAUGGUAUCAAUUCUGCUACGAUAAACAAAAUAAAACUGUUUGCGACAGAUCUUGCACGAGCUGGUUAUAUAUUUUGUCGUACUCCAUUUUCUACAUCAUAUUUUUGUGCGUGUUCACAUUGAUUUUACUUUAUGCAUCCCUAUGCAUCAUUAAAAGUAUCGAAGUUUACAAUAACGACCCUGAUAAAUUACUCUUAUGUCACGAAUCUAGUAAUAUAGGCUUAACUGCCAUACCGACUGCUGUGAAUAAAAUGUCACUAAUUUCGUACAAAGAUAGUGAUUAUGUGAAAUAUGUGGUCGCCCUAGAAAAUGUCGUCAGUAAAAAGCAUUCGGACGUUACCAAGCAGCUAGGACCGUGCGGAGUAGCACCUUUCGGAUACGGAGAUACGCCUUGUGUUAUUGUAAAAAUAAACAAACAUUACGGCUCGAACGCAUUACCUCUGAAACCUCGAAGUCUUAAUUCUAGCGAGAUUUCGCGUAAAAUUAAGCCCUUGGUAAGCAUGGCUUCCAAGCUCUGGUUGCAAUGUAGCGGCAGCAGUCCUUAUGAUACAGAACAUAUUGGCACAGUUAAGUACUAUCCAGACCCUCCAGGAUUCGACCCAGGAAUAUAUGCUCCGGGCAACGUCUCUGGCACUGGUCUGAUUGGAGUGCAGUUCUCCAAUUUUACUAAAGGAAUGGCUUUAUCAAUUGAGUGCAGUUUGUAUUAUGAAGGUGGUAAAUCUACGGUGGACUUUGUUCUUUACGUUAGCAGUUCGAGAAAAGUAACAUAAGAUUUUUUUUUUUUUUUUUACAAUGUUAACAAAAACAUUGCGUAGGUAUUUUUAAUCAAGCUUGGCUUAUUCCCACCCGUUACCAUCAAGUUUGUGCUACUGCUAACAACAGAUAUAUUUUUAAAAGUAUUGAACGUGAAAAAGAUCUUGAGGUUAACUAUUUACUUCUUUCCCAUCUUUUUCUAGUGGUAACAGAUGAGAAAGAUAAAUAUCAGUUGUAACAAGUGGUAAAAACCUGUUGAUAACAGGUAGGAAUAAUGCUCCAUCUUCUUGCUCGACAUGUAAUAUAAAGUAAUAGCGGGCGAUAAGUUGUUUUUACACUAAGCAGUAACUGAAAUGGUUCUAAUAAAAUAGAAAUAAAGGCAGAUCGA